AUGGCCAAUUUCGAGGAAAUGUCCAAACAGUCUUGUGUGCCCCUGAAACCCCCCGGUUUAGUCCUGCAGUAUGGCACGGCCGGUUUUAGGACAAACGCCAGUCUACUGGAACACGUCAUGUUCCGCAUGGGCCUGCUAGCCACGCUGCGCUCCAAACAUACUAAAGCGGCCAUCGGCGUCAUGGUGACCGCUUCCCACAACCCUGAGGAAGACAACGGGGUGAAAUUGAUUGACCCAAUGGGCGAGAUGUUGAACCCCGCUUGGGAGGUCUAUGCCACGCAGCUGGCCAAUGCCGAGUUGGAGCAGUUGCUUCCAUUGCUGGAGGACAUCAUGAAGAAAGAAGACAUCGACAGGAACCUAGCCGCAUUAGUGUUUGUGGGCAGAGACACCAGGAGCAGCAGCGUCAGCCUGGCACAAUUAGUAAUAGACGGUGUCUCCUCAGUGGGAGGACUCUACAAAGACUACGGCUUGGUGACCACACCGCAGCUCCACUACAUGGUUUGCUGUCACAACACAAAGGGGCGCUAUGGCGAGGCCACGUUGGAAGGAUACUACAGCAAACUCUGCCAGGCAUUCAUUGAGCUCACCAAAAAUACACAUAAUCGCACAGAUGACCAGAAGCAUCUGACAGUGGACGGCGCCAACGGGAUCGGCGCAUUAAAAUUGCGCGAGAUGGAGCGUCACCUAAAGAAGGAACUGCAGAUUUCGCUCUUCAAUGAAGGACAAGGGAAGCUUAACUACGAGUGCGGCGCAGACUUUGUCAAAGUGCAGCAAAAGCCACCCACAGGCAUGAACGUCAACAGCGGCGAGCGCUGUUGUUCAUUUGACGGCGAUGCUGACCGCAUCGUUUACUACUACACCGACCCAGACGGUCGCUUCCACCUGCUGGAUGGAGACAAGAUAGCGACUCUCAUUAGUACGUUCCUCAAAGAAUUGCUCACGCAGGCUGGUCUAAAUUUGAAAAUUGCAGUGGUGCAAACUGCGUACGCCAAUGGCAGCUCCACACGCUACUUACAAGACACCAUGAAGGUUAUUGUGAGAUGCACUAAGACGGGGGUGAAGCACCUCCAUCAUGUGGCGCAGGAGUUUGACACGAGUGUUUACUUUGAGGCAAAUGGCCACGGGACGGUGUUAUUCAGCCGUGCCGCUGAGGAGAAAAUCAGGCAAUUAACUGAGGACGUCAACACAGACGACACUAGGAAGCAAGCGGCCAUUCUUCUUCAGCACACCAUAAACGUCAUCAACCAGACAGUAGGUGACGCCAUUUCUGACAUGCUACUGAUUGAGGCCAUAUUGGCCCUGAAGGGAAUGACCGUGCAGCAGUGGGACGCCAUCUACACGGACUUGCCCAACAGGCAGCUUAAAGUCAAGGUGUCAGACCGCCGAGCGAUCGAGACGACCGACGCCGAGAGGCGCGCAGUGAGCCCGGCUGGCCUGCAGGAGGCCAUCGACGUCUUGGUGGCAAAGUACCGAAGCGCUCGCUCCUUUGUGAGGCCGUCCGGCACUGAGGACGUGGUCAGGGUUUAUGCUGAAGCGGAUACACAGGAGAGCGCAGACUCCCUCGCACAUGAAGUGAGCCUGGCGGUAUAUCACCUCGCUGGCGGGGUGGGAGAAGAACCAAAACCUUUGCACUAG
Messenger RNA from Nerophis lumbriciformis (worm pipefish), 1635 nucleotides. The record is from RefSeq and is a predicted model, not a curated record. Lineage: Eukaryota; Metazoa; Chordata; Actinopteri; Syngnathiformes; Syngnathidae.